Molecule: messenger RNA, 5311 nt
Organism: Mauremys mutica (yellowpond turtle)
Lineage: Eukaryota; Metazoa; Chordata; Testudines; Geoemydidae
Gene: CTNNA3
Product: catenin alpha 3
Exons: 19
Coding region: 207-2897 (896 amino acids)
Biological process (GO): cell-cell adhesion; cell migration
Cellular component (GO): fascia adherens; adherens junction
Molecular function (GO): actin filament binding; beta-catenin binding; cadherin binding
Source: RefSeq, a predicted model, not a curated record
UGUAUGUAAGACUCAUUAAGGGAUAAAUGUUGAGCAUAUCAGCAAAAUAUAAGGAAUCAGUGGGAAUUUAACUACCGGCAACCAAAGAAGCUAGUCCUUGUCAGUGGGUCUGGAGUCAGAACUCUGCAAGAAGACUUCUAUACAAAGCAGUUUCCUGGAACCCUUAGUCGGCGUCUUAGAGUUGGCUUCUUGAUUUGAAAGGUGACAUGUCAGCAGCAGUGCCAAAUGUUACAUUGAAAAUUGAUCCUCAGGAUCUUCAGAUCCAGACAUUUACAGUGGAGAAGCUGUUGGAACCAUUGAUAAUUCAGGUUACCACAUUAGUGAAUUGCCCACAAACCCCUUCUAAUAAGAAAAAAGGAUGUUCCAAAAGAGCCCGUGUCCUCUUAGCUUCUGUGGAAAAAGCCACUUGGAAUCUAUUGGACAAAGGAGAGAAAAUUGCUAAGGAAGCCAUUGUAUUUAAGGAGGAACUUAAUGCAGCACUUAAUGAUGUUCGUAAAGAAAGUGAAGCUUUAAGUGCAUCAGCAAGGGAAUUUACCAAUGAUCCCUGUUAUCUGCCUAAAAGGAAAGCUGUUGUUCAAGCAGCACGAUUCCUUCUGGCUGCUGUCACUAGACUUCUGAUUCUGGCAGACAUGAUUGAUGUGGUUUACCUAUUGCAACAUUUAACAGUGUUUCAAAGAACAUAUGAGUCUCUACGAAACGUGUCUAGUAAAUCUGAACUACAGAAAACCUACCAGAAGCUUGGGAAAGAUCUGGAAAAUCUAGAUUAUUUGGCCUACAGACGUCAACAGGAUUUGAAAUCUAGCAAUCAACGAGAUGAAAUUGCAGCAGCACGUGCUUCUCUGAAGGAAAAUUCGUCUCUUCUACAUUCAAUUUGUUCAGCUUGUUUGGAACAUUCAGAUGUUGCAUCCCUUAUAGCCAGCAAGGACUCAAUUUGCAAUGAAAUACAGAGCGCUCUCAAUGUCAUUUCUAAUGCUUCUCAAGGAAUUAGAAAUCAAAAGGUUCAUCCUACGUCUCAUUCAGCUAUGCUAGGAAGUGCACUUGAUGAGCUUGAGAGUUUAAUCAUAUUGGAUCCACUUACAAUGAAUGAAGAAAAAAUAAGGCCAUCACUAGAAAAACGUUUGGAAGGUAUUAUCAGUGGGGCAGCACUGUUAGCUGACUCUUCCUGCACGCGUGACUUUCAUCGAGAACAAAUAAUCGCAGAGUGCAACGCCAUCCGCCAAGCUCUACAAGAUCUUCUCUCUGAAUACAUGAAUAAUGCUGACAAGAAAGAAGAGAGUAAUGCCCUGAAUAUUGCAAUAGAUAAUAUGUGCAAGAAGACAAGAAACCUUCGUAGACAGCUUCGGAAAGCUAUUAUAGAUCAUGUCUCAGACUCCUUCUUGGAUACCACUAUUCCACUUCUAGUUCUCAUUGAGGCUGCUAAAAAUGGAAGAGAAAAGGAAAUAAAGGAAUAUGCUGCUAUAUUUCAAGAACACACCAGCAGGCUUGUGGAGGUGGCUAAUCUUGCUUGUUCACUAUCAACUAAUGAAGAUGGAAUUAAAAUUGUCCAAAUGGCAGCUAAUCGCAUAGAGACUUUGUGCCCACAGGUUAUUAAUGCAGCUUUAGCUCUUGCUGCCAGACCAAAAAGCCAGGUGGUAAAAAACAGCAUGGAAAUAUAUAAGAGCACAUGGGAGAAUCACAUACAUGUUCUUACUGAAGCUGUGGAUGACAUUACAAGCAUUGACGAUUUUCUUGCUGUAUCAGAAGGCCACAUUCUGGAGGAUGUAAACAAGUGCAUCCUUGCACUGAGAGAACAGGAUGCUGAUGAUUUAGAUCGUGCAGCUGGUGCCAUCCGAGGGCGUGCUGCAAGGGUGGGUCAUAUUGUCUCUGGUGAAAUGGAUAGUUAUGAGCCUGGGGUUUACACUGGAGGAGUAAUGAAAAAAGUUCAGGACUUGACAAAUACUGUGAUUCCAGAGUUUGUUACUCAAGUCAAUAUUGCACUGGAGGACUUAAGCAGGAACAGAAUGCAUCAGUUUGAUGACAAUCAGUUUGUGGAUAUCUCAAAGAAGGUCUAUGAUACAAUUCAUGACAUCAGAUGUUCAGUCAUGAUGAUUCGGACGCCAGAGGAAUUGGAAGAUAUAUCGGACCUUGAAGAAGACUAUGAUGCACACAGUCGUACCAGUGUUCAAACUGAAGGGAAAACUGACAGGGCUAAGAUGACUCAACUGCCAGAGGCUGAAAAAGAAAAGAUAGCUGAGCAAGUGGCUGACUUCAAGAAAGUCAAAAGUAAGCUUGAUGCAGAGAUUGAAAUAUGGGAUGAUACCAGCAAUGACAUCAUUGUUUUGGCUAAGAGGAUGUGUGUGAUUAUGAUGGAGAUGACAGACUUCACAAGAGGUAGAGGCCCACUGAAGAAUACAUCUGAUGUGAUUAACGCAGCAAAGAUGAUUUCAGAGUCUGGAUCCAGGAUGGAUGUGCUGGCACGACAGAUUGCCAACCAGUGUCCAGAUCAAUCAUGUAAACAGGAUGUAUUGGCUUACCUGGAACAGAUCAAGCUCUAUUGUCACCAGCUCAAAAUCUGCAGUCAAGUUAAAGCAGAAAUCCAGAAUCUCAGUGGAGAGCUCAUCGUGUCUGCUUUGGAUAGUGUCACUUCACUAAUUCAGGCUGCCAAAAACUUAAUGAAUGCUGUGGUGCAGACAGUGAAGAUGUCCUAUAUUGCCUCCACUAAGAUCAUCAGAAUUCAAAGUCCUACUGGCCCACGACAUGCUGUUGUGAUGUGGAGGAUGAAAGCUCCAGAAAAGAAGCCCCUGAUUAAAAGAGAGAAGCCAGAGGAAAUCUAUGCAGCUGUCAGAAAAGGUUCUGCUAAGAAAAGGAUCCAUCCUGUUCAAGCUAUGAGUGAAUUUAGAGGGAGAGAAAUAAUCUAAAAUUACUAUUCUGCCACUGUGCACAUUUCAUACCUUGCAUCUGCUCAUAUGACAUCUUUAUUUUUCCACCUGUUUAAUUCUAUAAGUAUGCUAAUGUUUGGAAAUUCUCUUCUUUUUUAUGUUUAACAUUAACUGUAGGGUAUUUCAUCUUUAAAAAAAGAUAUUUAAAAUGCAGAUUUGAUUAGUUAAUGGUACACAAUUUAAAAUAAUCUUUUAAAAAUCAUCUUAUUUUAUUGCUCACUCUCCUUACAAUGCCUUUUUUUUCCUUUUUUUUUUUUGCAGCUGAGCAUUUUGAAUGAUAGGUUAGGAUGCUGUGUUAUAAUAAGAGUUAGCUUUCAUGUAACUGAAAGGCAAGGAACAAGGAGUCAAAUUCAUCCCUGGUGCAACUCUUGACUUCAGUGGGGUUACACCAGAGAUGAAUGUGGCCUGACAGUUUUAUAUGCAGAGCGCUUUACGACAUACAGGCUUCUGUGGGUAGUGUAUAUUGGGCCACCUCCUUAGCUGGCAUAAAUCAAAGGAACUGUUCUGAGUUACACCACACAGGGAUCUAGCACAUUCACUUAUCUAAAUUGAAAGACAUUUUGAAAGAUUUUUUUCAUAAACGUUAGGUAUAAACAAAAAUGGAAUAAAAGUUUAAAAAUAUUUGGCAGAACAAAAGGUGGAUUGUAGCAAUGUAAUAAUAAAAUAGAGCUGGUUGUAAUGAAACUAUAGCAAUAGUAAUAACUCAAGUUUCAAAGAUCUCUUUCAAUUUUAAAUAUUAAUCCACAUUCUGCUUCCUGGCCUGCUCUAUGAUUGUUACUCAUCUUCAUAAAUCCUAAUAAAUCUGGUGAUAACUAAAUUAUUUUAGAUUAUUUUGUUAAAAGAUAGAGGAAAAAAAAGAAAUCAUGUUAAAUCAUGGAGAAACAUAUGACUAGUCCUGACAUCAAAGAGAGGUGCAAACGUUCAGGAAGUACCCUAUAAAUAUCAGUCUUUGCAAGAUAACUGCAGUGGAUUAAAUUGACCAUGGCACCGCAGUCCCAAACAGCACAACUGUUCUAGGUGGUAGCCAGCUUGCUAAAUUACUAUUACAGUAUAUUUCAAAGUAUGUCAUGAAGCUAAUAGUUACUUAGGUGCCUAAAUACCUUUGAAAAUCUGGGCCUAACUCACAUGGAUCUAGGGAGGUGGCUAAAUGUCUUUGAGAAUCUGGGCCCGUGUGGCUACAGAGAUGAGAUGAAAGAGGUAAGGGGCGGCUGGAACAAGCUUGCCUCGCCACCCCCACAAAGCGUUUAAUGGUGUAAAGAGCAGCCCAUAGAGUUUAGCAGGGUGAAUGGGCACCUGCCAUUCCUUGUAGUUCUAGUGAGAAGGGGCUCAGCUGUAUUGGACAUUCUUGGAGUUUUGCCUUUUGGAACUCAAACCUCCAACUGGUAUUUCAGGUUCUCUUCCAGUCCCUGAGAGCAGAACGGUACAAGGUUAAGUUUGUGCAUCUACCACCAGGGGUCACACAGACAUAGGCAUUGUCUUUCAAUAAAGACAUGCAUUUGUUAUGGGUCACUUUGGUAUCAGAUGUUUGUGAUUAUUGCAUUAAUCAUGACUUCAGGGAUCAUAUUAAUAAAAAGCAUGUGGCACACCCCUAAGAGGAUUACUCAGAUUUUGUGUGUCCUGAUUAAAGUCUCCAGUACUAGUCACAUGUGGAAUAGAUGUUGAGUCACUUUAUACACAGCACGCUCACAACUAUACACCACACUGAAAUUAAAAACAUGGCCUGAGACGGUUGCAUGAAAGCGAGUUUACAAAAAUUUCUAAUGGGAAACCUGGCAACUUAACUUCAGAUUAAAAACGCUCUUAUUGUUAGCGAAAACAGAUGUUGAAACCUUAGGGCCAGAUUGUACCUACAAUCCCAUCUCAUGUUGGAGGCUCUAGGAGAAGCUCUGAAAGGCACUGUGCCUCAAAAGCCUUAUGGCAGGACAGCCACACUACCACCCUUUAGGAGAGGGCACUGUGCUGUUUCCCACAGAACUAUUGCUUCUCCUCCCUCUACCCAUUUGCGGUAACUAGAGCCUACAGAAACACUAGCAGGGAUCAGUCCUUGUACUAGAAAUGAUGGAUGAUACCUCUAGGGUGUGGGAAGAGAGACAAAAAUCUCCUCAUGUCCUCCCAAUUUGCAUACCUGCAUUGUAGCCAUUCACCAUCUGGCCCUUUCUAUGCUCUUGCAACCCUACCAAUCCUAGUAUGUUUAAAGAAAAGGAGUUUUAAAAAAAGAAUAUGUUUUCACUGCUUAUUUUCCCACCAUAGUGUAAGUCCAUGUUUGCUGGUAUGCUUUACUUUUGAAAUAGACAGGCAGUAUGCCCACACAUGCUUAAUAAGAAGAGCAUCAUGGAUCAAAGAUUGGCACGUGUAUUUAUAGACUGCAAGUACCAAAAAGAGAUGGGUUUUUA